Sinocyclocheilus grahami is the source of this 1858-nucleotide messenger RNA. Its product is annotated as non-syndromic hearing impairment protein 5-like. The record is from RefSeq and is a predicted model, not a curated record. Gene Ontology annotation, biological process: programmed cell death. The transcript has 10 exons. NCBI's taxonomy places the organism in Eukaryota, Metazoa, Chordata, Actinopteri, Cypriniformes, Cyprinidae. The coding region runs from base 22 to 1608 and encodes 528 amino acids. Gene Ontology annotation, cellular component: cytoplasm.
CGCCCCCAAAGCGCACGUAGGAUGUUUGACAGAGCGACAAAGAAGCUGGUCCGACAGCUAGAUCCUAAGGGUGCUCUGAUUGCGACUUCCAGACUAAAUGAUUCCGGAAAACUCCAGGCGCUUGCGGUGGUGCUGAAAACCCAGAAAAGCUGGUUCUGGCAGCAAACUAAAUACAAACCCACAGGAUUCAAACUCAAUGACCUGCUGGAAGGGGAUCCAAUUAAACCAGUGUGUGAGGAGAAAGAGUUUGUAAAGUUUGAGGGAGAGUACAGCAACUCUGUAACUGGAUCUAUAGAGUUGGGAGUUUCUGCUGUCUCCCUAAAUGCGAAUGGACAGGGCACAUCGAAACUUAGUUUAUCAGUCGGGACACUUAAGAGGGAAGAUGUGGAUAUUCCCAGUCUUGUGAAGCUCAUUAGAGGAAGGAAGUUGGACCUCAAAAACUCUUUUUUCAAGCAGUCCCCCAAAAAAAACAUGGCUUUUACCAUCCUUAAAGAGCGAAUUUACACCACCCACCCAUGCUCCAUCUCUUAUACAGAACUGGAGAAGGCCAGCUGCCAUGCUGCGGUUGGUUUUGCCGAGAUGCACGUUAAAGACAGCGGUGAACUUCAGUGUGGCUCUAAGACUGCAUUACACAUCCCACCGGACACUGUGAUGGCUUACAGUGUCAUUGAAAUGACCAUCGAAAGUGACGGCUACUUUGAUUUGUGCAUUUGGUCCAGUGGGUUGGAAUCAGAUGACAUUUCCCAGAAUCCAUUUCCCAAUUUCUCAGAGGGGGGUGGUCAAUGGCCACUGAUCCAGGAAGGUUUCCCACUUAGUACUCUAAAAAAAGCACUUGCAGACGUUCAAACUAGCUUUUGUGCACUGGCUGACUUGCCUGCUGAAAGCCGUUCCUCCAUCCUUCUCCUGCUGAGGGAAAUUCUGACGGACCGAUCUGUCUUGUCAGCUUUGGUGGAAAGACUUGAGGUGUUAAGCAGCAGUGAAGCUCCGUGCUUCUUAGACAACAAGUUGUCUGAAAAACAGAGCCAGAUCAUUGGUGCUUUUUUAGACUUACUGAAAGGUGAACAACUUGACAAGAGUGGACUUACCACAUCAACGUCAUUGUCCAGUUAUAAUGGAUGUCAGAUAUCAACAGCCAAUCACAGGGAUUCUCCCUUGGCAUCUGAGUUAAAUGAAUCAAGCCCCAUACCAGAAGAACAGAAUGGAUGUCACAAGGCUGUAUCUCAUCAGAACGGAUGCUCAACAAAAGCAAGCAGGCAGAGCAUGGAGCUUAUGAAUGUUAUGGAAAUGCUGAUCAAUUCUCUUGACGAACUCACGGAUGCUGGACUGGACUUGCUAGAGCCGUUCUGCACUUCUGAAGGUCUCCAAAGUCUACAGGAUGUAGUGAUUCAUCUGACUACUAGCGAUAUGCCUAGUAGCAAGGACACCAUGCCUGUUUUCCUCCAAAGUGACAAUGAAUUCCACAGAGUGGAGGAACUUUUUAAGUCAUGCAAUGUUUUACUAAGGAAAGAGAAUGACAUGUUAACCUCAGAAAUUACCUGUAGAGAGGGCUUCCUCCCAAUGGUUCUGUGCAUUGCCAUCCAUGGCCUUGCAUCCUUUGUUUCUGAGUGACAGUGUUAGUGCUUUUACUGACAGCUGAAAUAGGCUGUUAAAGUGUAAUUGUAACACGUUUUCCCAAUUACAAAGACAUAUUAGUUCAUGCAGAAAUUACUUGCUUUAGUUUUAAUGUUCCUAUGUGCAGACAUUUACUUGCUUAUUAAUAUUUUGCAUUCAUUUUAUCUUUGUAAAUUCCAUAAGAGUACUCAGUCUAGUUGUAAUAUAUCUCCAACAAGGUGCCUUUACUCAGGUUUUUAACUUUAUU